Cyphellophora attinorum is the source of this 711-nucleotide messenger RNA. RefSeq names its product Homocitrate dehydratase, mitochondrial. Lineage: Eukaryota; Fungi; Ascomycota; Eurotiomycetes; Chaetothyriales; Cyphellophoraceae. Bases 1 to 711 code for a protein of 236 amino acids. The transcript has 2 exons. The record is from RefSeq and is a predicted model, not a curated record.
AUGCCGAACCGAACAGCCCCAAGCAUAUCGAGCACAACCCGCGUCGCAAGAUCAUUACGACCAAACAGAUCCACUCCCUCAAGAGCGCUCUCGACAAAGUCCACCACAACCACCAGCAAGACUCCUCCACAACCAACCACAUACCAACUCCCCAUACGCUCCCAACUCCACGCCGCAGCAGCGACCUCCCAAGCCGCCAGCAACGCCUCCCAAUUCCAAAACACCCAACCCCUCGUCCCGCCCACCGAGCUCCAGACACUAAACUCAUCCCAAUUCUUUGCCGAACACACCAAACGACCACCACCUACUAAAGACAUCCGCAUCCCCCCCAAAACCAGCGACCUCCUCCGCCUGCCCUUCCACAUGCCCAACGUCUCCCAAGGCGACAUCCUGCGCCUCAACCGCGCCUCCAUCCUCGGCUCGCGCGACUUCACGCUCAAAGCCGGCACGCGCCAUUCCGAGUCCUACGACCAGCGACGGACCGGCGAGCCAAACUAUUUGGACGAGAGACUAUUCGAGUGUCGGGCGCGGGUGAUGGGGGUGGAGAGCCAGCCGAUGACGGUCAAGGUGAAGAAGCUGGAGAAUAAUCGGAAGGCGAGGAGUGUGAAGAGCAAGCAUCGGUAUACGGUGUUGCGGGUGAUGGAGGUGAGGGUGAAGAGUUUGGAGGAGGUGAUGCGGGCGGAUGAUGGGGUGCAGCUUGUUCUUGAGUAG